AUAAAAAAGUGGUAAACCUAUCUAAUUUUUACAGACAAAUUCAGCAAGAUGGAGAAUGCCGAACUGAAGAAGAACUUCAUUGAGAAUUACUGCGUGAAAGUGAAAGACGAGGAAGGACUCAUAACCUACGAGAUCAACACUGAAGUUAAUCACAAGGAUGAAGAUGGCAAGAUACAGGUUAUGUCCAUUGGACCUGUGAAUGAGGGCCCCAUCAAGUCGGUUCUCCUGCUGGGAGAGACAGGCGCCGGCAAGACCAGAGUCCUCAACACUAUGAUCAACCAUCUGUUAGGUGUCAACUUUGACGAUAAUUUUAGGUUCCAAUUGAAAGAUUAUGUUGAAAGUGAUGAUCUCCUCCAAGUGGAAAGCCAGACAGAAUAUAUCACUGCCUACAUUGUCUCCCAUCAACUUGGAAUGCCUAUUGAGUGUAAUUAUAUGUUGAUUGAUACACCUGGGUUUGGUGACACUAGAAUGAACCACGAUAAAGUCCCAAUAGAGCGACUAACAAUUUUCCUGACAAGUAAUUGUGGUAUAGAUGACCUUAAUUGUGUUGCCUUAGUUGCUAAGGCAAACCAAAACAGGGUAACAUCAUACCAGAUACAAAUGCUAGAAGACUUUACUUCAGUGCUGGGAAGUAAUAUUGGUGAUAUAACGCAGCUUCUGGCAACAUUUGCAACUGAUGACAAUUCGGCAGUUGUUGAUGUGGUGAAACAUGCUGGAGUCCAGUUUGUCAACUUGUACCAAUUUGACAACGGGCUUCUAUAUGAUCCACUUUGUGAUGGUCUCCUCCAGAAUCACAAACAUGCAUACCUUACGUAUAGAUGGAACAGGAUGCAAGCAGAGUAUACCAGAUUUUUUGAAGAGCUACAAAGGUCUAUUCCAGUAAAUCUCAAAAGAACUGGGGACCUUUUGCUGGAGAAAAAAUUACUUGAAGAAACAAAAAUUGAAAUGAUAGAUGUUGUAAAGAGUAUGGAUCGUAUAAUCAACAUAAUUAAUAAUAAGCAUAAAGAGAUCAAGAAAAUUGAAGAUGAGGUAAAUAGAAUCACAGUAACAACAAGACGAGAGAUCCCGGUAAAAGCUGAAUAUCCAAUGACUAGUGGGUAUCAUGUCCACAACUGUGAAACUUGCCAAAAAAGUUGUAAAAUAUGUGAUGACCCAAAAAAUCUUCGUGCUGCAGUUGCAGGAACUGGUACUGGGGUUGGCACUGCAGUUUUUUCAGGAAUUAUCACUUCAUUAAUUUCUGGAGGAGUGAUGGGGGCAGAGGUGGGUGUUCUAGGUGGUCCAGUAGGAGUUGCAAUUGGUGCAGGCAUUGGAUGUGGCAUUGGUUUAGCCACUGGCCUCGCUACAGGACUUGUAUUGAGGAAAACAAAGGCAAGUUGUCUCAGUAGUUUGUAUGGGCAAUGCGCCAGUGAUGGAUGCUCUCAUGAUAUGAAGUCCCAUAAAAUUGAAACCCGAAUGUACAUCAUGGAAGAAAUAAUAGUAACUGAUGAUAAUGAGAAGGCCAAGUAUGAUGACUUUAAGAACACCUUAAGACAGUUAAGAACACAGGUUGAAGAGAAUAGAAGUACACUGAAUGAUUUUGAGGAAGAUGUGCUACAGAUUGCUCAUGCUUUGUUGAGACACACUAAUAAAAUAGUUGAACUGAGCCUGGGACACAACAGCUUGAACCCAAGUUCUGUAAUAGAUGAAAUAAUCAUGAGUGAGCAAGAGAACCGGCAACAUGUUAAUCUUUUACAGAUGUUCAAGAGCACAAUAAUGCUAUUACAAGAUCAAGAAUUCAGUGAUGCAGGUGCUGAUGACCAUAUUGUUUAAGAACACACUUAUACUGAUGACAUUGUCUGUAGUACUGAUGCAAUUGAUACUGAAAAACACAUUACUGUAGUACUAAUGACACUAUACAAUAGUCAGCGUCUCAACAUUAUGGACUUGUAUUUUGUUUUGUAUAUGGAGUAAAAUUGAAAUAUAAUAUUUAGAAUUGACUAAUUUAUUUCAGGUCAGGCUCAAAUUGUAGCUAAUAAUAAAAAAAGCUUUGUAAUGGCUAUGAAUAAAAAUGAAAAGCA
Procambarus clarkii (red swamp crayfish) is the source of this 2057-nucleotide messenger RNA. RefSeq lists its product as uncharacterized. The record is from RefSeq and is a predicted model, not a curated record. Lineage: Eukaryota; Metazoa; Arthropoda; Malacostraca; Decapoda; Cambaridae.